This is a messenger RNA of Staurois parvus, 789 nucleotides long. The record is from the annotation of a GenBank genome assembly. NCBI's taxonomy places the organism in Eukaryota, Metazoa, Chordata, Amphibia, Anura, Ranidae.
AGUCUUACACAGGUGUACCGGCUCCUCCCCUUCAGUCUUACACAGGUGUACCGGCUCCUCCCCUUCAGUCUUGCACAGGUGUACUGGCUCCUCCCCUUCAGUCUUGCACAGGUGUACCGGCUCCUCCCCUUCAGUCUUGCACAGGUGUAUCGGCUCCUCCCCUUCAGUCUUGCACAGGUGUACCGACUCCUCCCUUUCAGUCUUGCACAGGUGUACUGGCUCCUCCCCUUCAGUCUUGCACAGGUGUACCGGCUCCUCCCCUUCAGUCUUGCACAGGUGUACCGGCUCCUCCCCUUCAGUCUUGCACAGGUGUACUGGCUCCUCCCCUCCAGUCUUGCACAGGUGUACAGGCUCCUCCCCUCCAGUCUUGCACAGGUGUACCGGCUCCUCCCCUUCAGUCUUGCACAGGUGUACCGGCUCCUCCCCUUCAGUCUUGCACAGGUGUACCGGCUCCUCCCCUUCAGUCUUGCACAGGUGUACUGGCUCCUCCCCUUCAGUCUUGCACAGGUGUACCGGCUCCUCCCCUUCAGUCUUGCACAGGUGUACCGGCUCCUCCCCUUCAGUCUUCAGUCCGGCUCCUCCCCUUCAGCACAGGUGUACCGGCUCCUCCCCUUCAGUCUUGCACAGGUGUACCGGCUCCUCCCCUUCACAGGUGUACCGGCUCCUCCCCCUUCAGUCUUGCACAGGUGUACCGGCUCCUCCCCCUUCAGUCUUGCACAGGUGUAUCGGCUCCUCCCCUUCAGACUUCACAAAUGGUCACAAAUUCCCACAGACACCCUCCAAUCCAUA